CUUCAUUUCCGGGUGAAACUGGCAUUGAGGGUACUGGGUCGUGCGUGAGGCGUUUGCUGAUGCUUCCUGGUCCGGUGGCCUCGGUCCCGGUAAGCCAGUCAUGAAGAUCACAAGGCAGAAACAUGCCAAGAAGCAUCUUGGCUUCUUCCGCAAUAAUUUCGGAGUCCGCGAGCCGUACCAGAUCCUGCUGGACGGCACCUUCUGUCAGGCGGCGCUGCGGGGCCGCAUCCAGCUGCGGGAGCAGCUGCCCCGCUACCUCAUGGGGGAGACACAGCUGUGCACCACAAGGUGUGUGUUAAAAGAGUUAGAAACGUUGGGAAACGACUUAUAUGGGGCAAAAUUGAUUGCACAAAAAUGCCAAGUUCGAAAUUGUCCUCAUUUCAAGAAUGCAGUGAGCGGAUCGGAAUGUCUGCUUUCCAUGGUUGAAGAGGGAAAUCCUCAUCAUUAUUUUGUGGCAACACAGGAUCAGAAUUUGUCUAUGAAAGUAAAGAAGGAGCCUGGAGUUCCUCUCAUGUUUAUUAUUCAGAACACUAUGGUUUUGGACAAACCUUCUCCCAAAACAAUUGCCUUUGUAAAAGCGGUGGAGUCGGGUCAGCUUGUCUCAGUGCAUGAGAAAGAAAGUAUCAAACAUCUCAAAGAGGAACAGGGUUUAGUAAAAAACCCUGAACAGAGAAGAAGAAAAAAGCGCAAGAAAAUAAGUGGUCCCAAUCCUCUUAGCUGUUUGAAGAAAAAGAAAAAGGCACCAGACACACAGUCAUCUGCUUCUGAAAAGAAAAGAAAAAGAAUAAGAAUUCGGAACAGAUCUAACUCAAAAGUACUUUCUGAGAAGCAGAAUGCAGGAGAAUGAAUGCUUUGGAUACUUUUAAGGACAUUCAAGUGUGAAAAUGAAUUUUUUACAACUAGAAGUAUUUGUGUUUUUUUUUUUUUUUUUU
Piliocolobus tephrosceles (Ugandan red Colobus) is the source of this 932-nucleotide messenger RNA. RefSeq names its product UTP23 small subunit processome component (gene UTP23). The transcript is spliced from 3 exons. The record is from RefSeq and is a predicted model, not a curated record. Lineage: Eukaryota; Metazoa; Chordata; Mammalia; Primates; Cercopithecidae. Gene Ontology annotation, cellular component: small-subunit processome. Bases 101 to 847 code for a protein of 248 amino acids.